GACUUACCCGAUUGUUAAGGCUAUACUUGGAUCGGUCUCUCGAAUCCAUCGCAUCUCUAUUCCCUCUCCCUUCCCUCGGAAUUCACCCUAGCGGCGAUGGCGUCCGCGGCGGCGGGCGCACCGAAGCGCUGCUACUACGAGGUCCUCGGCCUAUCUCGCGACUGCUCCCCGACGGACAUCAAGCUUGCUUUCCGCCGCCUCGCGCUCUCGCUCCACCCCGACAAGCAGCCCCCCGGCUCCGACCUCGCCCUCGCCACCGCCGCCUUCCAGGAGCUCCAGCAUGCCCACUCUGUCCUCUCUGACCCGCAGGAGCGCGCCUACUACGACUCCCACCGCUCCCAGAUCAUCUUCUCUCACCCAGCCUCCGCCGGCGCCAAAUCCGCUUCCACCGUCCCCGAUCUCUUCGCCUUCUUCUCCUCGUCCGCUUUCUCCGGCUUCUCCGACACGGGCCGCGGCUUCUACAAGGUCUACGGGGACGUCUUCGACAGGGUCUUCGCGCAGGAGCUUGCCUAUGCUCGCCGGAUGGGGGUUCCCGAGCCCGCUGCGCCGCCGGUCAUUGGGAACCUUGAUUCCCCCUAUGCGCAGGUCACUGCUUUCUACAGUUAUUGGCUUGGGUUUGGCUCGGGCAUGGAUUUCGGAUGGGCGGCUGCGUGGGACGCUGCGCGUGGGGAAAGUCGCCGUGUUCGGAGGCUCAUGGAGGAGGACAACAAGAAGGCGAUGCGUAAGGCACGGCGGGAGUACAAUGACGCUGUCAGGGGCCUUGCUGCCUUCUGCAAGAAGAGGGAUAAGAGGGUUGUGGACAUGGUUUUAAAGAAGAAGCUGGAGGAGGAGAAGAGAAAGGCAGAGGAGAAGGAGAGGAGGAAGGAGGAGGACAAGAGGAAGAAGGAGCGAGCCAUGGCAUAUCAAGAACAUGAGUGGGCGAGGGCAGAGGAGGGACUGUAUGAUGAAGACGAAGAAGAGGAGAUGAGGGCCAAGAAGGAGCUGUUGUACUGCGCGGCGUGCAAUAAAAAGUUCAAAUCGGACAAACAGUGGAAGAACCACGAGCAGUCGAAGAAGCAUAGGAAUAAGAUUGCUGAACUGAGGAAGGCCUUUAGGGAGGAGGAGUCUUUGAAAAAGGCAGAGGAGGGGGAAGGUGAUUGGAAUGAAGUUGAUAUGGGGUUCGAUUUUAAGCCUACACAGGAGUCAGAUGAUGCGAGUGCAUUUUCAGAUGCUGCAGAAGAGUUAGCUGAAGAAUUUGAAAGUAAUUAUGCUGGCAAUGGGCAUCAUGGUAAAUAUGAGGUUCAGCCUGAGGGUUCGGUCCAUGUUAAUGAUGUUGAUGAUAUCAUGGAAGGGCCAUCCUCUUCUAAUGUCAACAAUGGUGCAGUAAUAAUGGUAUUGCAGCUACCAUCCCCCCUCCCAGUACUAUGUUGCUCUCGCAGGAACAAGUUGUUUUCUCACUUGGAAGAAACAGGUCACGCAAUGCUGAAGUCACUCGUUGGUUCUGCAUGGUUCUCUUAAGUUUUGGCACAAUUUUGUAUCUGUAGUGAACAUUUUUUUUCUAGAUCCUUUAUGUGUAGUGUGGAGAUGAUUUUUUGUUUAUAAGGCCAUGUGGUGCCGGUGGUGUGUGUGUGUGGGUGUAUACUGGGCAGGAAAGACACUGAUAAUUACAAUAUAUAACAUUAUUUCAU
This is a messenger RNA of Zea mays, 1667 nucleotides long. RefSeq lists its product as uncharacterized. Lineage: Eukaryota; Viridiplantae; Streptophyta; Magnoliopsida; Poales; Poaceae. Gene Ontology annotation, molecular function: zinc ion binding; nucleic acid binding. The record is from RefSeq and is marked validated.